Exophiala viscosa is the source of this 1536-nucleotide messenger RNA. Its product is annotated as putative monooxygenase. The transcript has 5 exons. Gene Ontology annotation, molecular function: FAD binding. The record is from RefSeq and is a predicted model, not a curated record. NCBI's taxonomy places the organism in Eukaryota, Fungi, Ascomycota, Eurotiomycetes, Chaetothyriales, Herpotrichiellaceae. Bases 81 to 1289 code for a protein of 402 amino acids.
ACCCUCCUCCACUUCUUCGAUCUCGGAACAACUAUUAGACACUGAAAGCUUUCUGCAUCCCACCAAACCCGUCCGUUUCAAUGGUGCUCUCCAAGAUCAUUAUCGUAGGUGGCGGACCAUCUGGGCUAGUACUCGCACUGCUUCUCGCCAAUGCAGGUGUCAUCGUCGAAAUACUAGAAGGUUCCGACAAGCUUGAUGAGUCGCCACGAGCGUCGCAUUACUCAUGGCCUGCACUUUAUGAGCUGCAGCGCGCAGGACUUCUCGAAGAGAUCCGCAAGCGAGGUUUUGUGGCCACGGAUGGAAUUUCGUGGCGGAAAGUCGACGGGACACUGCUUGCAAAAUUCAGCAUCGAUGCCAUUCCUCCAGACUACAGACUUCAUGCGUUACCUCUGGGAAGGCUGUGUGCACUUUUGAAGGAGCGCAUUGACGGAAAUCCGAAUGUCGAGAUCAAGUACUUACACAAAGUGAUCAGGAUUGACCAAUCCGAUGAGAGUGCUCGUGUCUUCGUUGACACGCCGCAAGGAGAGCAGCUCCUUGAAGCUGAUUACAUUGUUGGCUGUGACGGUGCUAAUAGUCAGAUACGCCGGUCCCUAUUCGGCGACGGGGAAUUUCCGGGACGUACUUGGGGCGUUCAAAUAGUCGCGACAAAUGUCUACUACGAUAUCGCAAGCCAUGGUUGGGGCCAGGGAGCCUUCAUCGUCGAUCCAGUUCAUUGGUCAAUGGCAGCCCAGAUUCAGCCAGAUGGUCUGCUUCGUGUCAGUUACGGAGAGAAGGUCGGCCUCUCUCGGGAAGAAUAUAUUGCUCGUCAGCCGGAGAAGUUCCGCACUAUUUUACCAGGUCAUCCGUCCCCCGAACAGUAUAAGAUCGUCAAUUUGAGCCCAUAUAAGAUUCACCAAAGAUGCGCAAAGAGUUUUCGAGUCGGACGAUUCCUACUAGCAGCCGACGCAGCUCAUCUAUGCAACCCCUUCGGUGGACUAGGCCUGACCGGUGGGUUGGUCGACGUUGGAAACCUGUUCGAUUGCUUCAUCGGCAUCCAUAAAGGAUUCACAGACGACAGUAUCUUGGACCGGUACAGUGAGGUGCGGCGGGAGAAGUACUUCAGUAUCAUCGACCCGGUGUCAAGUGCCAAUUUACGUCGGUUGAUUCAAGAUCCUGAUAUCGCUAUGAAGGAGGAUCCAUUUUUCACCAUGGCCAAAGAUUUCGAGAACCCAGAAUUCUGCGCAGGCCUUGCUGCUGGUGUCAACGAUAUAAUGCACGACUUCACAAAAGAAUAUGUGAAGCCUCGGUAAACCGCAUGCAUACGGUGCUACUCGCAAAGCCUGAUAGGUAGAUCGUGGAUGGGUUUAGGCGAGGGACAACUCCCCCAUAGGAACUGGUCUUUCGGCGAUUCAUGGAAAAUCGGAAGUGGAAGGUCGGAAGUAAGUUUUCAUGGUCUUCAAAACCUGGUCUGCGGUUUAGGAAGCGAAUGGAGAUGAUGUCAGUCAGGUCGAGAGUAAAUUAGAGUAAGAUCUGCGAGGUCAUCGCUAUGGAUUAUUU